CUCCAACUCCCCUCUCACCCACGCCCAACCCACCCCAUAUACCUCUUUUAAAUUUCCUCUAGAGACCUUUCUGUCUCCUCACAGUCAAAAUGGGUGCUAUUCCUGAGGCCGAUCCCGAUGAGCCUAUGGAGACCAAGCCCUUCAAGUUCGUCACAGGCUAUGAUGCUCGCUUCCCCCAGAUGAACCAGACCAAGCACUGCUGGCAAAACUACGUCGACUACCACAAGUGCGUCACCGCCAAGGGCGAGGAUUUCCGUCCAUGCCGUCAGUUCUACCACGCUUUCCGCUCCCUGUGCCCCAAGGCGUGGACUGACCGCUGGGACACCCAACGCGAGGCUGGAAACUUCCCCGUCCGCCUGGACCACUAGACGAGUAACAAGUCAUUGUUGAUUGAUUUUCCAAGCAUUUUUUGUGUCAACAUGUACUCUACCUGAUCAAAACGGGAAUACAAAUCCGUCCCUUGGACUGGCUCGGGAGAAAGAUAUAUAUAGAUCCGCCGUAGCUGAAAAUCCAUUGUGCCCCUAUUCUGGUCUAUCUCUUGUCCUUCGCAUAUGUAGAAGAAUGUACGAUUCGCCUUAUGGUACCAGCAAUUAGCGCCUCUCAUUCCAACCAAUACUAGUAGAGAUAUCGGUAAGCGGAAUAUGCAAGAACGGUUGAGCUAAUAGCCGCGAAUGACAACCCAGUAGAGUUUAUUCUUCUAUGUAAUAUCCGAAGCAACAAAUCAUUCUAUCUAUUCCAACUCAACAUAUAGCCAACAUAUAGCCAACAAAAACCAGUGCUGCAACCGCGAAGUCACUUUCGGCACUGAGACAGUCUAUGAUAGAUAAGCAAAUUGCUGAAGCAAAGGACCGAUACCCGGUAUAUUUAAAAAAGAAUCUCCCAAUAUAAGAGUAUCUCGGUGCAGCCAAAGGACAGCACACGUAGAAAUCGAGGGGCCAAAGAGGCCAACCAAAUCACACAGAGGCGUGAAAAAAAAAAAACAAAAAAAAAAAAACAAAAGAA
Aspergillus pseudonomiae is the source of this 1002-nucleotide messenger RNA. RefSeq names its product cytochrome c oxidase subunit VIb. The record is from RefSeq and is a predicted model, not a curated record. Lineage: Eukaryota; Fungi; Ascomycota; Eurotiomycetes; Eurotiales; Aspergillaceae. The transcript is spliced from 5 exons. Bases 90 to 368 code for a protein of 92 amino acids. Gene Ontology annotation, cellular component: mitochondrion; respiratory chain complex IV.